This is a messenger RNA of Clupea harengus (Atlantic herring), 2043 nucleotides long. RefSeq names its product RIO kinase 1 (yeast) (gene riok1). Gene Ontology annotation, molecular function: ATP binding; protein serine/threonine kinase activity. The record is from RefSeq and is a predicted model, not a curated record. Lineage: Eukaryota; Metazoa; Chordata; Actinopteri; Clupeiformes; Clupeidae.
AAAGCAAAACGGUUGUACAUAUUGGCACAAAAUGGCGUUUAAGUAAUUUCCAGUUUGCGUUUCUCUCAAUGACCCUUAUUGGCACCCGUGAACACGUGGCCGGAAAUUUACACGACAGGAAAGCAUGGCACUUUCACCCAAGUUGUUAUGAAUCUAACUCUCUCAACAAGUGAAUAUUUCUGAUAUUAACAUUGGUUUACAUUUCAUUUAACGUUACUCACGAUGACUACGGAUCAGAUCGUACCAGGACAGUUUGAUGACGCUGAUGGACCAGAAAGAGAAUCAGAAGCCGGCCGACCAAUUCAAGAUGCAUCCAUAAUUGAGGUCAACGUAAAUACCUCAAGCCAGGACGCUCUUGCAGAUGACGCAUACGAGGAUGAGGAGGACGAAGAUGACGAUGAUGAUUGGGACUAUGAUGAAUUUGGAGGGGGAGAUUUCACUAAACGCUACACCGCCCUGAGGAUAGGGAACAAUCACCAGGCUAAUCGACAGAAUCCAAGCAACAAAUCAAUGAAGAUGUCGACUCCCUCAGACAAAGUUCUGAGAAAAUUUGAACAUAAGAUCAACUUAGAUAAGUUCAAGUACGCUGACUCUGUUACUAACAAAGUGAAGGGGAUGGAGAGACAGAGAGAUGCAGACACGUAUCGGGUCAAGGACAAAUCGGACCGAGCUACAGUGGAACAGGUGUUGGAUCCAAGGACACGCAUGAUUCUUUUCAAGAUGCUGAGUAGGGGUGUGAUCUCCGAGAUCAACGGUUGCAUUAGCACAGGAAAAGAGGCAAAUGUGUACCAUGCAACCACUGCCACGGGAGAGGGUCGAGCCAUCAAAAUAUACAAGACCUCUAUUUUACUCUUCAAAGACCGAGACAAAUAUGUCAGCGGAGAGUUCAGAUUCAGGCACGGCUAUUGCAAAGGCAACCCCAGGAAGAUGGUGCGCACAUGGGCUGAAAAGGAGAUGAGGAAUCUCAUCAGGCUGCAAGCAGCGGAGAUCCCCAGCCCUGAGCCCAUCAUGCUCCGCAGCCACGUCCUCGUCAUGAGCUUCAUCGGCAGGGACGACAUGCCAGCUCCACUGUUGAAGAACGCUGCGCUCUCUGAGUCCAAGGCGAGGGAGCUGUACCUGCAGGUGAUCCAGAACAUGCGGAAGAUGUAUCAGGAGGCCCGACUAGUCCACGCGGAUCUCAGCGAGUUCAAUAUGCUGUAUAACAAUGGAGAUGCCUACAUUAUUGAUGUAUCACAGUCUGUGGAACACGACCACCCUCACGCCUUGGAGUUUUUGCGGAAAGACUGCAGUAACGUCAAUGACUUCUUUCUGAAGCAUGAGGUGCCCGCGAUGACUAUGCGUGAGCUGUUUGAGUUCAUCAUAGACCCCUCCAUCACCAGUGACAACAUCAAUCAGUACCUGGAAAAGGCUAUGGAGAUAGCGUCUGAGAGGACUGUGGAAGAGAGGUCCAACCGGGACAAAGUGGAUGAAGCGGUGUUUAAGAAUGCCUACAUUCCACGCACACUAACAGAGGUCAGCCAUUAUGAACGCGAUGUGGACUCCAUGAUGAAAGCAAAGGAGGAUGAGUCCUGUCUGAACACACAAAAUGACAAUAUCCUGUAUCAGACAGUGACAGGCCUGAGGAAAGACCUGUCUGGAGUUCAGACGGUGCCUGCUUUGUUGGAGGGCUGCGUAGAAGAGGGGAACUCGAGUUCAUCAGAGGAAGAGGGUGAUUCAGACGGUUCGGAUGAAGAGGAGGCGCCCUCGCUAGAGGACCAGAGUCAAGUACCACCAGUGGACAAAAAGGAACAAAAGAAACUGGUUAAAGAAGCCCAAAGGGAGAAGCGAAAGAAUAAAACUCCAAAGCAUGUGAAAAAACGUAAAGAAAAAGUGUGCAAGAUGAAGAAGGGAAAAUGAAAAGAUUAGACUGAUGCAUCUUUCGUGCACAAACAUGAAUUCGCCAUUCAGUUCUGCCAAACUUCAUAUGACUAUUCUCCUUGUGGUUAUUGACACCGCAUGAGAAAGUAAUUGCGCAAUAAACUCAUAAAGCUUUUCAGGAGAUUA